AUGGCUUUCGCGGCCUUUCGUAACUCUAUCGCUUCUCCCCUUCGCUUGGGUCGCUCCAUGAUGUCGGUCUCUCAGCAACAAACCCGUCAGGCCUCCUUUAAUUCCUACUUGGUCUCUCCUAAGGAGCUCAGCGAAGCGCUGAAGAAGAACCCGCCAACAAAGAUCUCGACUUCUCCGCGCGUCGUUCCCAUCUGCGCGGCGUGGUUCAUGCCUAAUGACCCCGAGGGUCGCAAGGGCAUUGACAUCUUCCGGAAACAUCGCAUCCCCCAAGCCCGCUUCUUUGACCUUGACGCGAUUAAGGAUCCCGAGUCGCCGUACCCCCACAUGCUUCCCACUGCCGAGACCUUUGCCGAUGCGAUGGGAGAACUGGGCAUUCGGAGGGACGACGAGGUGGUGGUUUACGAUACGGAAGAGUUGGGAAUCUUUAGCGCGCCCCGAGUCGGAUGGACCUUCCGGGUCUUUGGACACCCUAAAGUCCACGUAUUGAACAACUAUAGGCUGUGGAUUCGUGAAGGAUUCCCGACCGAGACGGGCGAGCCUCAGCAGGUGGAACGCACCGCCUAUCCUCUUCCGACUUACGACUCGAAGCUGGUCAUUCCCUACUUGGAACUGAAAGAGAUUGCCAAGGAACACAGAAAAGAAGGGGCGAAGGAGGUGGAAAUCCUGGACGCGCGAUCGCACGGCCGCUGGGCGGGAACCGAUCCUGAACCGCGCCCGGGACUCUCCUCGGGACAUAUUCCUGGCUCUAAGAGCUUGCCCUUUCAGGAAUUGCUGGACCCGGAGACGAAGACUUAUCGCUCUGGAGCCGAGUUACGCAAGAUCUUCGAGGAACGGGAGGUCGAUGCCUCCAAGUCGAUUAUCAGUUCCUGUGGCACCGGAGUCACGGCCAGUAUUAUUGAAACUGCGCUAGGGGAAGCUGAAUAUGGCGACCCCAGUCUUCGGAGAGUUUACGAUGGAAGUUGGACGGAAUGGGCACAGCGUGUUAAGCCGUCCGACGGUCUGAUUAAGAAGAUAACCUGA
Messenger RNA from Aspergillus affinis, 1020 nucleotides. RefSeq names its product sulfurtransferase. Bases 1 to 1020 code for a protein of 339 amino acids. Lineage: Eukaryota; Fungi; Ascomycota; Eurotiomycetes; Eurotiales; Aspergillaceae. The transcript is spliced from 2 exons. Gene Ontology annotation, biological process: transsulfuration. The record is from RefSeq and is a predicted model, not a curated record. Gene Ontology annotation, molecular function: thiosulfate-cyanide sulfurtransferase activity. Gene Ontology annotation, cellular component: mitochondrion.